CUUCCGGAUGUCACCCGCAGAGGGCGCCGUGGACGGAGACGCCUCGUGAGUCACGAAGCGGGACGAAGCGCGGCGCCGCCCCACUCGCCCCUAGCCGUCGCCAUGAAGGCCGUGGUGCAGCGCGUCACCCGGGCCAGCGUCACAGUUGGAGGGGAGCAGAUAAGUGCCAUUGGACAGGGCAUCUGUGUGUUACUGGGUAUUUCGCUGGAAGACACGCAAAAGGAACUGGAACACAUGGUCCGAAAGAUUUUAAAUCUGCGUGUAUUUGAGGAUGAGAGUGGGAAGCACUGGUCCAAGAGUGUGAUGGACAAACAAUAUGAAGUGCUGUGUGUUAGCCAGUUUACACUCCAGUGUGUCCUCAAGGGGAACAAGCCUGACUUCCACCUGGCAAUGCCCACAGAGCAGGCAGAAAGCUUCUACAAUAACUUCCUGGAGCAGCUGCGCAAGACCUACAGGCCAGAGCUCAUCAAAGAUGGCAAGUUUGGUGCCUAUAUGCAAGUGCACAUUCAGAAUGAUGGGCCUGUGACUAUAGAACUGGAAUCCCCAGCUCCUGGUGCUGCUACUUCUGACCCAAAGCAGCAGCUGGUACCCAUCAAACCAGGGCCUGCUUUUCAUCACCAGCAGGUGUUCCAAGAUGCAGAAAGGACUAUAGAGUUCAAAGAUGGCUUGGUUCCUCCUGGAGAAGAGACUGCUGCUGUCACAGGGUUCUUGCUCACCGCUCUGGAGCUGAAAGCUCGCUGA
Dipodomys ordii (Ord's kangaroo rat) is the source of this 741-nucleotide messenger RNA. RefSeq names its product D-tyrosyl-tRNA deacylase 1 (gene Dtd1). Lineage: Eukaryota; Metazoa; Chordata; Mammalia; Rodentia; Heteromyidae. The record is from RefSeq and is a predicted model, not a curated record. The transcript is spliced from 5 exons. Gene Ontology annotation, cellular component: cytoplasm. Bases 103 to 741 code for a protein of 212 amino acids. Gene Ontology annotation, molecular function: D-tyrosyl-tRNA(Tyr) deacylase activity. Gene Ontology annotation, biological process: tRNA metabolic process.